AAAAAAAAAUGGCUAUUGUUAUCGGAACCAACUUCGGAUACUGCGUCAUGGCCGCGGCCGCCAUGUGCGUGCAGUGCUUCUUCGAGGGCACUCGGGUCGUUGCCGCCCGCAAGAAGUACAAUGUCCAGUAUCCGGACAACGGCGGCGGCCGGUAUUCUGACAAGCUCAAGGACGAGGACUGGGUAGCCUUCAACAACGUCAAGCGCGUCAGCGAUAACUACUCGGAGCAGAUCGGCAUGGUUCUGUCGGUGCUGAUUCUCGCCGGUCUGUACCAGCCCAAGCUCGCUGCCUCAUUCGGCGCCUCCUAUGUUGUCGGCCGCUUCCUGUACUCGAUGGGCUAUCGCAGCAAGGGUCCCAAGGGCCGCAUGGCUGGCGCCCUGCUUAUGACCAUGUCUUUCCUUGGCCUGGUCCUGACUGCUGGCUACAACUCGGUGACCACCACCCUGCUCGCCUAA
Molecule: messenger RNA, 455 nt
Organism: Linderina pennispora
Lineage: Eukaryota; Fungi; Kickxellomycota; Kickxellomycetes; Kickxellales; Kickxellaceae
Product: membrane-associated proteins in eicosanoid and glutathione metabolism
Exons: 1
Coding region: 9-455 (148 amino acids)
Cellular component (GO): endoplasmic reticulum; membrane; nuclear envelope
Molecular function (GO): glutathione transferase activity; glutathione peroxidase activity
Source: RefSeq, a predicted model, not a curated record